Molecule: messenger RNA, 3286 nt
Organism: Tribolium madens (black flour beetle)
Lineage: Eukaryota; Metazoa; Arthropoda; Insecta; Coleoptera; Tenebrionidae
Exons: 4
Coding region: 265-2853 (862 amino acids)
Biological process (GO): regulation of transcription by RNA polymerase II
Cellular component (GO): chromosome; nucleus
Molecular function (GO): chromatin insulator sequence binding; zinc ion binding
Source: RefSeq, a predicted model, not a curated record
CGAAAUUGAUGUUUACCUUCUAUUUUUGAAGUCAACUGGAAGAAUUACAACGUAUCGUUCCAAAUGCUCCGUCGAAAGGAGCGAUUUCUGUCUUCUGCCGAUUCUUGAAAAUAACAUUAAAAAUGGCGGAAUGGCGGACAACAUGCCAGGCAUGUCAAUUCGUCGGCGUUUUCUUUGAAAAAAUGUAAAACAAGUUGAUUUAAAUGCAUCACAAAGUGUGUUGUAAUUAAAUGAGUUCACCAAAACAGCAGUUGGAAAAAUAGGAUGCACACCAUGAAUGCUUCAACUUCGUCUAAGGACGCUUGUCGUCUUUGCGAUGAAAAUAAAGAUAAAAUGUACAGCAUUUUCUCCAAAAAUAAGGAAGGCCAGCAAAUACUACACUUGAUCAAAGAAUGUUUGCCUCUAAUUAUAUAUAGAACAGAUCCUUUAUCUAAGCAUGUUUGUGAGGAUUGCUUUAGUAAACUAGAAACAUUUUAUAAAUUCAAGAAAACUAGUCUAGACACGGCCAACAAACACAAGAAACAUCUCCAGAAUACAAGGGAUGGGAACAGUAAAAGUGUCCAGCUGUACCUAGGGUGUGAGGAAACUGAAGUGAACCAAGUGACAGAUUCCAAAAACAUUCCUAAACAAAAUAGCAGAGGCACAUCAACAGAUGACCUUACAAUAUCCUGUAUCAACUGCAAAUCGACCUGCUUUGAUUCAAGCACCAUAAACAGUGAAGUUGAACUGUGUGCAGAGUUACAUAAGGCCAUAACUGACUCUUUAAGCAUUAAUAAAGUGGUGACGUCGUCAGAGUCUGAAAAAGUUUUAAGAAGUCGUAGAAGAAAAAGUCAGGCUUUCUAUCAUGAACUCGACGAUUCACUUUGUAGUAGUUUAACAGAAUUUACAAAUACUGAAAGCUCCCAAUGUUAUGAGGAGUAUCACACCGACGUGGAGUCGUACGACUCAGAAAAUGAAGACAUGGAGAGGGUAAAACGGCGCAAAUUGAACGACUCUGUAGUGAAUAAUAAAGACAAAAUCAAACGCGAGGUGGACGUUCAAAGAGUAAAAGAAGUUUACAAAGACGAAACCGAAUCUAGGUAUUUCCCCCUGAGUCUGAUGAGUUUAGCCUUAAAUGUAAUAAACAAGAGAAUAGUACCCGACCAUCAACCGAAUGAAUUUUAUGAAAAGUUAGUUGAACCUCAGUGUACAUAUUGCAAUUUAAAGUUCAAAAAUUCCAAGUUGUUAGCAUUACACGAAGUUGAGCAUAUAAAUAUCGAGUUGGGGGAAAAAGUGGACAACCCCAUUCCUUGGCACGAGUCACGUGACGAUUCUCACGUGCGCAACAAAUGGCUUAGUAGUUACGACGAGGUGGAGUGCGAGGAAGACCCCGGUGAUUUCAUGGAAGUUGACACGCCCUCUGCUGGCGAAAGUCUCCUAAUCCCAGUUGGGACCGAAAUCACGCAAGAGGAAGAACAAAUCACCAGUGACAUCGUACUCGUGUUGGCCAAACCUACCGUCAACGGAAUCGGCCUCGCGGAAUAUUCGAAAGAAGAAAGGAAAACUUUCUACAAGUCGAUGAAAAUAGGAGGCGUGAAUAAGAAAUUCUGCCCGUUAUGUCGGUACAGUUUCAAAGACAACUGGGCCAUAGAAUCUCACUAUUUCUCCCUCGCGUGCUACUACACUUGUCGCUACUGUGGCAUGCGUUUCAAUAAACAGAGGCAUCGGUUUGAUGAACAUGUCAAGGAGCACGAGGAGCAGGGGGACCCCUUGUCGACGAAAAUCUACGCCGCGAGUAAAUUAAACAACUUCGUUCCGCGGAUCAUCCAGCCGGAUAAAGUGAAGAAAAUCGUGGCCCAACACGAAAACGAACCAAAAAUGCAGCAACCAAUCAGGGUUAAGAAUUUCCCGCGGAAGAGUCUGCAGUCCAAUAUUAAAAUCAAGGAGGAGAAGAUGGACUCGGAUGAUGAGAAGCCGCCCCCGAUUCUGUCCAAGGCCCCUCAGACCGUGCCCAAGACCACCAAUCAGGCCUACUUCUGCCGGAAAUGCUACAAAGUGUUCUUCAAACUUGACGAAUUCAAUAUCCACAGCAAAAACUGUGACUACAAUCAGUUUCCUCAAGGUCGGAAUAACACGAAAUUCGCGACGCAUAGCUCGAAUGGCGAAGUUGUUUCACCGACGGGGCGUCCCAUGAGACAUUGCGUCCGAGAGACUGGUACUUAUAAAGACGACGCCUACGUACCAGAGGGUACAAAGGAAUCGCCCAAUCAGAAUCAAAGCUUCGUCUGUUUCAUCUGCAGCACACCUUUCCCGACUAUAUACUCCCGGAAUAGCCACAUGCGAAUCCACAAAGGGGAGACCACCACCCCUAGCAAGCCCACUAUGACAACUAGGACAAGGCAGAGUCUCAACAACUCCGAUUCGCAGUCCAACUAUCCGAAUUACAUCAAACGCGAGCCUCUAGAACCGGAGAUUCAGAUACACGAGACGGAGCACAAUUAUAAAAAUUCGAACGAUUCGAUCGGGUCGGUUAGUAUAACCCCAAUUUCAAAAAAUCCGAAUCAGAAAGCGACAAUUAAUCCGAAUAUCAUGAAGUUGGUGCAAAAUAACCCCCAUUUGACUAUUAAAGCGAACAGAUCACCGGAAAGACAGCCAGCGCCGUCGGCCAGUAAUACGCAGAAUAAUGCAUCGGAUUUGGAUAACAAGUCGUACAAGUGUUCGAGUUGUUGGGAACCUUUCUCAAAUAAGUCGCAUCUCUAUUUUCAUAAGAAGAACCAGUGUGAAGGUUCUAAAUAUCCUUGUCCGUUUUGCAAAAAGCGCUUUGGAACGGAAGCUGCUUAUAGUUCGCAUAUAUUUUACAGUCAUCCCGAGUAACCUUUAUUGCAUUUCACAAUGGGAAAAUAAAUUAGGACUCUAAGUACAAGUUGCUGUUCUUAUUCGGAAUUUUAUGGUCGCAAAUGCCAUUAGAGUUUUAUUUGUGAUAUAUACGUAAUUAUUUAUAAAUGAUAUUUGACUUUCAAAUCUCAUCGUGCGUGGAUCGCUAACAAUUAUUUUUUUUACUUUUUAUUUAUUUAUCAAAAAUACUCCAACCCAAAUUUUAAAGAUCUACUUUACAAUUAUUUAUUUCGGAAUUGAACAUUUGAUGUCACUUUUUCAGUAUUUUUUUUGUUCAUGUUUAGGUUAAGCCAUUUCCUAUUAUACUAAACGUAAUUUUAAAUUUUUGUAAAAUUAGAUUAAACACGUAGUUAUACCAUGUAUGUAAAUAAUCAUGUAACAGGUUUAUGAAGUGAAUACACUAUAUUUAGUA